AUGUCGAGCUGGGUCGCAUUGAAUGUUGAGCCCGAUGAGGCUAUCGAAGAAGAAGUUGAUGACACCAAGGAGCUUCAAAUCGAGGAAGCUUUAAAGCUUUACCACAGUGCCUUGAAGCUGCAUUCACAAGGGCCAGAGCACUAUGCUCAAGCUGCCGAUGCCUAUGAAGCUCUUCUCAAUUCGGACAUCUUCAAGUACCCAGAGUCGAUAUCCGAUUUCAAAAGGGGCGCCUUCGACGACGCGCAUGAUGAAAUUGCUACAGAAUCGAUCGCCGAGUUCAACGUCAAUGACUCUACCUCCAGUCUAUUCCAAACGCUCUACCUAUCCUAUAAAAACCACGGCAAAUUUGUGCUCGAUUCAGUACAAGACUCCAUACGAACAACGCCGCAAACCCCCGAAUCCGAGCAGGAAACACAAAAAAAGUUGACGGAGGCAUCCAGGAAAGCCUUGGGAUCUUUUGGGGACGCCUUGGAACGAGACGACUCAGAUCUGAACCUUUGGAGGCAGAGCGCAAGACUCAGCAGUUCAUUAAACAGCUACCGCUUGUCUCGGUAUUGCUUGGAGAGUGUCCUUGCAGAUGAUGACAACCGCCUGGAAUUACGGUCAGAGCAGCUUGGCCUAGAGGAGAUAUUUGCGGAGCAGCGCCUGCGAAGCACGCUACAGUCCCUCUUUGACAAGUUAUCUGUCUCACAAAUUCCUGUCCAGAGGCCAAAGAAAGCUUUAUUAAAAUACCUCAAACAGCAUGAGGAUCCAUAUCCUAAACUGCCCGCACUUCCCGCUGACUUGCGCCGCCUAGAUCCGUCAAAGGGCCCUCUUGCCCUGCACCCUUCUCGUCGAGAGAUAACCCCCGCUAACCCAACCUGGGAGUCAGUUGGCAAGGCGCUUCUCCAAGCACUUGACGAUGAAGAUGACAACUCGCUCGCUGAUGUUCCGACCCGGUCAAUUGGUAUUAUCUUACCUUCCAGAAGCUCCCAAGCUCCGACUACGCCGAUCGCAAAUGAAGAGGACACCGAAAUGGCCGUAGAUACCGAGGAGCGGGGGAAUAAUGGUGGUAACGAGGUUGCCGAUGUGAAUAUGCUUGAAACAACCGAAAACGAUACCAAACCUGAUCAAAGUUCACCUCCGCCAACGAAAGAGCCCACUGAGCCGGGAGAGGAACAUGCAUCGAUCGAUCAAGGUGCUGAAAAGCAAUUGAUGGAGUCGUUGGAGCGUCAAUCGACGCAGCCACAGGAUCAGCAGGCCGAACAAGAUGGGACUCACGUAGAAGAAGUUGACACAAACUCUACGGUGGACCCUCGAAAAAGAUCGUCUACAUCAGCUGCGAACGAGGAACCAGAGGGCGGCCGCAUGAAAAGCAGACGGACCCGAGCGCGAGAAUCAAAUGCCGACGCUUUGGCAUUGCCCGAAGAGAUUGCAUUCGAUCAAGAAAAAUACUACGAAGACCGUCUUGAGGUUUUUGUCAAUGCUGAUGAUUGGAUGUUCAGCACGGUCGACUCUCUCUUCUCGAAGGUCGGUAUUGAUGCGAUCGGUAGCAUUGAAAGUCUGAGAGAAAAGUGUUCUGGGAAUGACUCAACUGAUACACCUCAAGAUCUUGAGACACGAUUGAUUCGGGAUUUCCGAGGUCUCAUCAAGACAUGGGAUGACGAAAAGUCUCGAUUGAUGCAGCAGAAAGACGAUUUGUCUUCGCUGAAGGACAUCCGUGGCACGAGCAAGUCAGGAUUGGCUGUUUUCCUUGAGCACUCAAGAAAGGGUGCUCGGAAGCCAGUUGUCGAGGAAGAGCUUCCUUCUGGGGAGCAACUUUAUAAUUUUUCCAAUGCCAUCAACUCCGGCUGGCUACAUCCCUAUGAAACUUCAUUCGAAUGGCUAAAGUGUCUUCUCAUGCCGGAUUUCGGCCAAGAGUCUUCAGACUGGUUGGUAGCAAAGUCAACUUACAUCUGUUUCCUGUGGCCAAAAGACCUAAAGAAGACUGUGAUAGAACUCCUAGUUCGGGAGGAUGAAUUUACCUACCGUGCGUGCAGCGAAAUGAUCUCCAAUCUUGAAGCUCGAAUUCUUGGCUCGAGCAAUGGAGCUCCAUUUGAAUAUAAGGCCAAAGACUUCUUCGAACUUGAGAUGAUACAAAGCAUAUACGAGCUUCAUUUGGAUGUUUUUGCUUCGGCUGAGAGUCUUGGCAGUGAGACAGUCCAGGAGACAAGACUCGCACAGCGUGAUCGCCUGGCUCGCUGGGGUAUGCUAGCCCGGUCAUCCGUAGAUCAUUUUGUCAACUACAACCCAACCGUCGAACCCCAGUCAAAUCUCAUCCUGCGCCAUUUGUGGGCGUCAGCAUUCCAUAUUAAUCUUGCCGGGGACGCACAGCGAGAGCAUAUUCUACUCUGUCUUCAAGACCUGAAGCAAAUUCUUCAGUCUCUUGAUAAUCCAAAUGUCAAUCUCAUCAACAAUGCUACGAUGUCAGAAUUGUCCACUGCUGUGAUAGACCAAGAGGUCUUGAAACUCAAGUGCAUGGACUUUUUCGCCAAGGUAUUCAACUCAGACUCUGAGGAUCCCGUGUCUCUCAUCGAGGCAAUAGAGCCCAUUCUCGAACCCUCGUCUAUUGAGUAUGCUGAAGUUUCAGAGGAGAAUGACAUGAAUCACCCUACCUCACAUCUCGGUGAAAUGGCUGCCUUCCUCGAUAGAGGAGACGCUACAUUGCGACUGUUCCUCUGGCGCCGACUCCAGGAAGCAUACCAGGCUAUUGACUACCCGCCUAAAGUUGUCUCUUGCUAUUUACGAAGCAUCGAGGUGGUAAUGGCAGAACUCGAGGCAGCGAAACACAGCGCAGAAACAAGCCAACACCGUCAAGUAGCCCUUUUGGGUUGGCUCAAAGCCCUCGAUGGCAUUGUGGCCAAAGCUAUAGUGCUUAUUCUUGAAGAUUCGGAAAAAGCAUUUGACUGUUUUGACAUGGAGCAUUUACAAACCUCGAUGUCUGCUGUUGCCCGCCUCAUGAGGCUUUUGCACAGCUUUAUCCUUUACGAGGACUCGGUGCGAGUAGGCCAGAUCUCUGGGCGCGACUUCCGAGGCUCAUUGGCGAAGUCGCUAGAAAGCCUGAAAGAAAGAAUGCGAGAGUUAUAUGUUCGAUGCUGGAUCUUACAGUACACUCUCUUCAUGGAAGCGAUCGCUCAGAACAAGGAGCUUUUCGAUGAUCCGCUUGAAGACCGCAUUCAUUUCCUUCGUUCCGUCCAUAAUGCAUUGGGCGUUCGUUCGAUGUGCAGAUAUUCGCAAAAGAGGUUUUUGAAGCUUCUCAAAGCGGAACUCUUUGGUCUUGAAACCAAGGGCGAUUAUGAAUUUGAUAUGUAUCAAAUACUUCUUGAUCUCCAUGGCAUCAAAUUCUCUGCAUUCGAUGGGACUAUCGACCAUGGAUGUUCACCCGAGAAAUUGGAUCGCCCUACGGCGAUCAUGAUGAUCGACUUUGUUCUGCAACAAGCAAACAAGAUGAAUAUGAAGGACUUGUCAAAGUCUGAAUUGAAAACUACCAUUGAGAAGAUGCAGCAAGCAAUUGGCCCUGCCAAGGCUACUUCACAGACACCACAGUUGACUUUCAAUCGUCGCCUUGUGAAUGCGUAUCUAAAAGCCGCACUCAACCCAUCCAACCUCCUUCGUGCUGUUCAGGGUAUCACAGAACUCUCGACAACAGUAGUUCCCACUGAGAAUGCCAAGAUUGCUGCGAAGGGGUGGUUCUUCCUCCUCGGCCAUGCCGCACUCACCAAGUUCCGAUCCUCGAAGCGCCUCAGCCCUGGUCCAACAAGCGAACUUGAUGACGCGAUUGGGUUCUUUAGGCAAGACUUGGAUCAUGGAACAGGGAGAUGGGAAACCUGGUAUAGGCUCGCCCAAACAUAUGACUCGAAGCUUGACGAAGACAUUACAUGGACAGCCGAUAAAAUCAACAACAACCGUUCGGAGUUGGCAGCCCUACAGCGAAACGCUAUUCAUUGCUAUGCCAUGGCUGUUUCAACAGCAAUGAGGACUGCAGAGCCAACGGCAGAGACUAGAGAAUUGAUGUCAGAUCUGUAUUCAGACUUCGGUCUCCGCCUAUACUCCUCCUCCCGCGAGCCGCUAUCCAUGGGAGCCUUCAGUGUUGCGGACUUCCCUCGCCAUUUCAGCAGCGAGGAGAGCCAACAAAUGUACAAGGGAACGCCUUUCAAAGAGAUGACGCUUUAUUCAACAUGGAACUUUGCUAGCAACCUUCUCAAACGGGCAGCUAUCGACAAGUCUAAGCGAUGGAUGACUCACUACACGCUUGGCAAAUGUCUUUGGAAAAUGUUCACUAGCGAUGAUGCUUUGAGAACCACUUCCAAAAAAGUCGAAAUGCGAGAAGUGAUAGAUGCUAUUCUUAAUGCUAUUGCUGCACUUCCGCAGCGCAGAGACUCACGCUCUGAUCCGAUCUUCGAGCCACAUUUCAAACUCUUCUCUUUUGUACACAAGCUUGUUCUCCGAGGAAACAUGACGCCUGCCGAAGGAAGCAAGACCCUCCUUGCCACUCCUUGGGCCCGUAAGAUCGACCCUCCCGAGAAUAUGGAAGGAUGGAACCCAUACAUACUCGAAGUCCUUCGGAAAUACAAGAGCGCCGACAAGUCCAACUGGCACCAUCGCAUGGGCGUAAAGGCUGCACAUGUCAUCUACGACGAGCAAAAAAACGCAACCGCAGCUCUUGCUGCCAAGCAAGAACUUUCCCAAAUAUUCACCAAGACACUUACGAUCCAAGUCUGGCGGCCCGAAUUCGAACGUCCCGGUCGACAUUUCGUUUACACAACCCGCUACGUGUACUUCUUCGUUGGCCUUCUUGACCAACUCGACGAUCGCGCAAGCUUAGAUCAACUUCUGCGUCGCGUGAGAAAAAAGCAAGGCGAUUUCUUCAACCACACCAAGCUGUGGGAAGACAUUUGUCUAACAUAUGCCAAGAUCAUCCGCCGCGCAGCGAAGAUCAACGAAGGCCACGAAGAAAGCGUAUUCAAGCCAAUUGGGUGGGAAGAGUUCUCAACCAAGACAGCUCGCUUGGAAAGUCUCCCUCAACUGGGACCAGAUAGCCAGUCCAUCUUAGAGCUACUUCGCGACGCCCUGGAGCUAAAGAAGCUUAACAACAACCUCAUGAAAAUCACCAUGUUCGAAGACCUCAUCGCCGACCUAUACGCCCGCCUCUACGAGAUCAACACGCCCCACCUGAUCGAACAACCAACGGAGGAAAAUAAAGAAAAGAUGAAAGUCGACCACCUCCUCAUGGUAGGCGAUGGUCUUCCUGAGCCAUCAGCCACUCCAACCGCGGUUCCGGCAUCGGUGCCGACAUCUGAUACCCCGGCACCGCGCGGCCGGACGAAGGGCAUCGCCCGCCGUGACAUCCAGAAACGCGCGGACACAAUCGUGAACACGAAGUUGGCUCCUCGGGCUGUGGCGAGUAAAGUAGCCACCGUGGGUGAGACGGAGCCACCUGCGACUCCCCAGGGCGCUGGGCCGACUACUACGGGGCCGAGCUCUGCGUCUCGUGGUCCAGCUAAGUCGGUUCCUGCUACUGGGGAUGGCGCAGCCGACCAGAGAGAUGGUCAUGACAGUGCGGAAGAGACUGAGCAAAGCGAAAAUGAGGACACGAAGCUAGGUGAUGAGGGGACUUCGGCGCUUUUCCCUCAUGUUACUGAUGCAGAGGAAGGAGCAACUGGCGAUGAGGGUGCAGAUGAAGGUGCGGAUGAAGGGGAUGGUGAGGAUGAGGAGGGCGGUCAUGAGAAUGAAGAAGAAGAAGGGGAGGGUGAGGGUGAUGGUGAGGAUGAUGGCGAUGGUGAGGGCGAGGGAGAUGAGGAUGAGGAGAUGCAGGAUGAGGAAACCAAGUUGGAGGAAGAAGACAAAGAUGGGAAGGAGAUUCUCACUGCCGAUCAGUCUAUCAAUGAUAAUGAGACUGAGCAUGUCACUGAUAAGCAAGAUACCGGGGAGCAAGAUGCCAUGGACAUUACGCCCUCUGAGUCCUGA
Molecule: messenger RNA, 5985 nt
Organism: Penicillium griseofulvum
Lineage: Eukaryota; Fungi; Ascomycota; Eurotiomycetes; Eurotiales; Aspergillaceae
Gene: hir3
Product: putative transcriptional corepressor of histone genes (Hir3)
Exons: 4
Coding region: 1-5985 (1994 amino acids)
Biological process (GO): chromatin organization
Cellular component (GO): HIR complex; nucleus
Molecular function (GO): protein binding; nucleosome binding
Source: RefSeq, a predicted model, not a curated record